GGGCUACUUGAAUACCUGGAGGAGCAUGACCUUGAGGAGAUGGCAGAGAUUCCGCUAUUGUUGUUGAUGUUGUGUCUUCAGUGGAAGAAGAAAAAACCUCAAUUACCAACAUCUCGUGCGCAAAUUUACGUAGAAUUUAUUCAGACUCUCUUGAAUCAUAUGGCUACUAAAGACUCGGACGAUGUCGCAACAGAUGAAAGCAUAUAUAAAUAUCAAGAGGAACUUUCCAAAAUAGGAAAACUUGCCUUUGAUGCUCUUUUGGAGGACUGCCUUCAUUUUGACUUCACCAAAUUUCCGCAUGGUGAUCUCUUCGAGAAGCUUAUUCAUGUCGGUUUUUUCCAAGUUUCCAAACGUUCUGCUUUGAACCGUGAGAAGAUCGUGUAUUUUCUUCACAAGUCCGUUCAGGAGUUUCUCGCCGCCUGGUUCAUCGUUCAAGAACUGAAGGUUAAGAAGAAUGAAACCGUCACCUUCUUGUCGGGAAUGGAUACGUUUAAAAAAUCAAGAAAGAUGGCUGAAGUUCUGAAAUUCGUUUGUGAGUUGUCAUCAGAUGCUGUCGGCAUUGUUUUUGAUCAUCUACGUUAUGUCGGAGAGAAAGAAGGUCUCACAAAUUACAAUUUCACUAGGACGCCUUCUGUUCAUGAUUUGUCAGGUGAACAAUACGAGUUUAUUCUACUCUGUGUCGAUUGUUUGUUCUGUUGUCCGGCCUCAAACAGACCAGCUGUGUAUUCUGCAUUUCUCUCACGUGUUAACCAUGUUGUAAUACUUGAUGAGAAACACUCGUCUAUUGCUGCCAAAACGCACUUCUUCAAUAACACCGACAGCUUUCCAAACUAUUUAUUUUGCUCACGUUGGAACACUAAUUAUGAUGAUCUUCUAUCCAUAUGGUUUGACUUGAACGCGGUCGUUUUAACGUGCUCUGGAGAAAUUGAAGAUGUAAAAAAAUACGCCGAUUUACGCCAUGCGGACUUUUUCCUCAAAAAAAGCGAAAAGAGAAACUUUAUCUAUCUUCGUUGCAUAACAAUUCAUGUAUUACACUUUAACCUGCUUUCUGAAUUGAUCUCAGCGCCGGUUUGUCCUUCUCAGCCACCUGUGGAUAAUCUGGGAAAGAAUGAAGACAACAACAUUGCGCUUUCUUUGACUGAGAACAGAUCUGACCAGACGCAACAACAUUGUGUGUCACUGGUGAGAGAGGUUGAUUUAUCGGUGAAAAAAGUUGAGGAUUUUGUUCUGUUGAAGAACUUGUUGCCUUUAGUAACAGCUCCUCGAGAUAUUGCUGUGUGGGGGAGCGUGACAGAUGCCUUGGAAGGUAAUUCGAUUGAGAACGCGAUUCACAGAAUUAAUUUUACUGACAAUCUCCACAGUUUAAAACUUCGUGGUAUCAAUCUAACAGCAAAGUGUGCUGCUUUUAUUGCUGAGUCACUGCAC
Molecule: messenger RNA, 1425 nt
Organism: Pocillopora damicornis (cauliflower coral)
Lineage: Eukaryota; Metazoa; Cnidaria; Anthozoa; Scleractinia; Pocilloporidae
Product: NLR family CARD domain-containing protein 4
Source: RefSeq, a predicted model, not a curated record